UAGUUGUGUUCUGGAUGUGGAUGAACGGAUUCAAUGAGAGGCGUCAAAAAAGUGACAUAAGUUUGUUUUCCUAACCAAAGUAAAAGAGUGUUUGAGUAUUGUGCUUUUUUGAAUAUGAGCUCAACAGCAAAAAUUGGUCACCUCGAGAAGGUACCAACGGAGAUCCAUUGCCCGGCGUGUAACGCUGUCGGUUUGAGUACAUUGCGGCUGGAAGCGUACACCUGCGUACAGAGAAUUAUUGGUGCUAUUAAUUUUUGUUUAUGUUGCACUCCAAUAAAAUGGGAAGGACGUUACGAUUACAAUCACUAUUGUUCAAAAUGUGGAUGUUAUAUUGGACGUAAUAUUCAAUUGAGUUGGUAUAAACGUAAAUUAUUCAAAGCCAGACAUUCAGACUUCAAAAGAGAUAACGAACAAUGGAAAAAUUACCAAAGACAAAAAAGUACCGAACAGAAUGUCAAUUAAUCGAAAAUAAAAAUGUCGCCGAAAAUGAUUUUUCAUAUUUAUAAUUUUUUUU
Eupeodes corollae is the source of this 514-nucleotide messenger RNA. RefSeq lists its product as uncharacterized. Bases 115 to 462 code for a protein of 115 amino acids. The transcript is spliced from 2 exons. The record is from RefSeq and is a predicted model, not a curated record. Lineage: Eukaryota; Metazoa; Arthropoda; Insecta; Diptera; Syrphidae.